GAGAUGCCGAACCCCUGUCAAGGUUGCGGCAGUUAGAGACUUUUAACUAGAAGAGGGGAGAAGGAUCCCAGCUCACUUGGAUCUUCGGGCAGAAAAGUCCUUUGAGUUCUCUUCCAGGUGGAGUUGCCCCCUCCCACCGGCGAGAUGGGAAGCUCAACUCGAGCGGGAUUUUCUUGAGCAAAGAUCUUCCGCUGCACGCAGGCCAUAUUGAUAAUCCCAGGAAGCCCUGGGCAGAAGCAUCUCCGCAGAGGCGCCUGUUGGAUGGGAAAAUGCAGGAUGGUAACAAAAAAGAAGGCAGUCAAGCACAGAGCGCAGAACCAGCUGCUCGGCCACAUCUGGAUCCGUUAAGACGCUUUGUGGUGUUCUUGGAAAGUUUUGCACCCCUUGUGAAUUCUCUGAAUCUUGGCAUUGCCAGCCCACUUCUGUGGGGCCCUUUGCAGCUUGCUCAGUUUAAGACCCAGUUGGCUCUUCAUCAGUUGAACUCUGUUGCUUCACAUAAUUCUGUAGUAUCUUCUGCCUUAUUAAAUGAGGCAUUCCUGAAGAUUGCCAUGUUUAACCGUAGAGGAAAUAUGCAUCCGAGGCCAAGGGGACCUAGUUCAUCUGACGCAGCCCCACGUGAGCCUUUUCGGGGGCCUGGACAGCCCCCGCCUGGACCUCGCCAUGGAAUGCCCCAGCAAUUCAUGGGAAGAGAAAUGGGGCCAGGAUUUCCAAGGCCAGAUGUUCAGGUCACUCAACACAGAAUGGAUCCAAGACAGGCAAGGGGAAGGAGAAAUCAGCAGAAGGACGAAGGCCAUGCUGCUCACUGGGACGAUAACCAGUUUCCACGUGGGAACAGUAGCCAGAACCCAGGAAGGCUUGCGGAUCCUAACACGAAUAUUCCAGGCCGUUACACAAACGAGAGUGCUUCAAGUAUCUUGGCAAGCUUUGGAUUAUCUAAUGAAGACUUGGAAGAACUUAGUCGCUAUCCAGAUGAUCAACUCACACCGGAAAACAUGCCAUUAAUUUUGCGGGAUAUCCGAAUGCGCAAAAUGGGCAGUCAGUUGCCUGGUUUACCUGCUCAGAGCAGGGAGAAUGAAACCUUCUGCAGCGAUGACGGACGUAGUUCGGUGGUGAAGAGCAAAGUGAUUGAUUAUGGGCAUGAAAGCAAGUAUAGCUAUUCUGAAGGUCCCCUUGAAGUCAAAGUGUAUGAGUCUGGCAUAGCGCCUGAGGGGACCAUGAAAGGGUUUCAGGCUCAGCAGACAGGUCCUGUUCCUGCUGCUCCUUCCGUUGUAGCCAGUAAUCCAAUCAACGCUGUAGAACAACUGAUACGACAAAUGGGGUUUCAGAGAACUACGCCAAAUCCCCAGAACUUUUUUGUCAUGAAUCCUGGCUUAUGUCUGCCUUCAGCGAUACCUGGGGUACCCCCAACAGUCCUGCCGGUUCCACCCGUGAUGCCCCCCAUGGGCCUCUUACCUCAGCCUGUGAUGCCUCCUGUUCAGCAGCCACUGCCUCCGCCCCCUGUCGCUCAGUCCAUGAUGCACCCAAUGAACCAGCCGCCACCCCCCUUCAUUCCUGAAAUGCUCGAGGCGGUAAACAGGCGCAACAGGAUUCAGCCUGAACCUAGGGCUAAACCUCCCAAUCCCCCCCCUCGACUUACAGGUGGUAAGAAGCAUUUCCAGAAAGUGAACGAAGAGCCCAUCGAAUCACCUUUUGGUGUGGUCAAAGCCUCUUGGCUUCCAGUUUUUUCAGAAGCAGACGCGCAGAAGUUGAAAAGACUGCCUACUCCUUCUAUGAUGAACGAUUACUACGCCGCCUCUCCAAGAAUAUUUCCACAUAUGUGUUCUCUGUGUAAUGUAGAAUGUAGACACUUGAAGGAUUGGAUUCAGCAUCAGAAUGCCAAUACCCAUAUUGAAAACUGUCGUCAGCUUCGCCAGCAGUACCCUGACUGGAAUCCUGAGGCUCACUCCUCAUCAAAAAGGCGUAAAGGUGACAGACAGGAGACUCAUAUUCCAAGACGACAUUCUGCCAGUCCUAGCCCAAAACGUUCAAGACGCUCAAACUCUAGCCAUGGCAGGCAUCGGGCACGAUCCAGGAGCCCUGGAUACCACAUGGCCAAUUGGCCAAGAAGUCGAAGCCCAAGACGCCUUCCCAGUCCCAGACAUAGGUCACGGUCUCCAUGGCGACCUUUUAAUUCUGGCGCACAGCCUCCAAGAUCUUCCAGUAAGGAAAGAGGAUCAGGAAGAUCUACUGGAUCUUCAGAAAAGGCCUUGGAAGAGGUAGUGAAAUGUUUGGGGCCCAGUUUUGUCCAUCAGUUCAAUAAACAGAAAUUGCAACAAGAUGCGAGCCGGGGGACCUCGGGACCAAGGAGAAUGCCCCCUGAGUCAGAGCAGACCCUUGGGGGUGUGAAGAAAGGGAGUGGUCCUCCUGUUCCUCAGAAAAGUUCCAAGAAGGACUCGCUUACUCAUCACGGCCCGUCUGAUGUUAAAGCAAAGCUGCCCGAGGGUGGUGGUGUUCCGAAUAAAGGAGGAUUGGCUGCGGAAGACAAAAACAAGACAUUGCCCCAGGGUGCCCCAGCAAAGGAUACAGGUGUUGCCCUUCUCCCUUACCACAGGCUUCUGUCCAAAAAACUCCAGGGUUGUGGUACGGUUCUUUGUAUAUCUGAUCUACCAGAUGAUGGUUAUACAGAUCAAGAUAUUAAGAAAAUUGUUCAGCCCUUUGGAAAAGUUAAUGACCUCUUGGUGGUUCGUUCUAGAAAUGAGGCCUACCUAGAAAUGCACUAUAAAGAAGCGGUAAUAGCAGCUAUCAAAUAUGGCGAAACAGUUCCCGUUUUGGUUAGUGGAAGGCGUGUGAAAAUAAGCCUAGCAGAACCUCCCAGCCAGCCGCAGAACGAAGAGACGAGAGCUGCACAGAAUGUCAAGAAGCCUCCACUGAAUACAAAGAAAGAGAAGACUAACCCUGAUCCUAAAACACCUAAAACAGCUGUGAUCUCCACUGAAUCACCGGACAGCCACACCAGAAUUUGGAUCGUUGGCCACAGUGUGGUACACUUGGCUGGUGUGUAUGCAUCUUCGGCUGACUGGGGCACGGACCUGCACCUUGGUCAAGGCGUGGAUGUGGUGUGGCUCGGUCGCCACGGUCGGCGAUGGGAGUCCCUGUUGCCCACCAUCCGGGACGCCCUUGGCAGGUUGGAACCCCCUCAAGUGAUUGUGAUCCACUUGGGGGAAGAUGACCUGCCUGAAUUGACAGGCCUGGAGCUUUCUUCAAGGAUUAAAGCCAGCUUGUACGAGCUUAGGGAUUUACUCCCAGAUGUGAAACUUCUCUGGUCCCACCUUCUGCCACGGCUCCGUUGGAGUGGUGCCAGGGAACCCCUGAAAGUGGAUGAGGCACGCCGGAAGGCUUCCAAAGUGGCAGCUAGGGUGGUCCGGAUGCUCUGUGGAAGCGUGAUCCCGCACCCGCGCAUACGCCUCCAGGUGCCUGCGCUUUACAUGUCCGACGGUGUACACCUCUCGGAGCGAGGCAUGGAUCUGUGGCUUGGGGCCGUGUGGCAAGCAUUGAUGGAAUGGCUGGAUUUCCGGCGUGGCAACUAUGCGGUAUUUGAUUCACCCUGUUUACUGUUCCAGGAGGCAGAAGAGUCGUGUGUGGUGGUGAUUUCUAAUCUGCCCGAUGCAGGGUUAUCUCAGGAUGAAAUUUUCAACCUCACCAAGCCCUUCGGAGGACUGAAAGAUUUUUUAGUUCUGUCUUCGCAUAAAAAGGCAUACCUAGAAAUAAGUCAGAAAUCUGCUGACUCUUUUGUGAAGUUUUAUUCUUGCUUUCCCGUGUCUGUGGAAACAAAUAAGCUGUGCAUUGGUAUGGCAACUGAAUUCAAGGAUCUAAAAGAUGAGGAAGCUGUAUUUAUGGCUAUGAUUAAAGACUCCAAUCCAAAGGCAAACGUGGAAGCUCUUCAUGCCCAGUUUGUGCAUCUUGGCAAUUUGCCUGAUGUAGGGUACUCUGAACUUGAAAUACUGUGUGUCGGACUUCGGUUUGGACGGGUGGAUCACUAUGUGGUGAUGAGCAAUAAGAAAAAGGCAAUUCUUCAGUUGGAUAGUGCUGAGUCAGCUACAUCCAUGUGUCGCUUUCUAAAAAGAUACCCUUACUGUCUGGGGGACUCACAGCUGACGUUCUCACGAUCACCAAAGAUUGAACCUUCGCAAGCUGAAGCCACCAAAAAGGAAGUGAAGAAAGAAGAGCCAAGCAAAGAGAGCCCUGACUUGAAAAAAAAUCCCGAAGGAGCAGGAUUGGUGAGCGCGGCUUCCGUUGCUUCAACAAAGCCCACUGAGGCCAAGGAAGAGCCCCCUUCUCAGUGGAAAGCGGCGGUGGCAGAAGCGGAGACUGAACAUUCUGAGAAGACGGAAUCCGAAGCCCCGUCAGAGCCCUCAAAGACUGUCAUGUCGGAAGGUAAAGUGGCACCCGCGACUGACAAGCCGGUUGACUUGAGUUUGUCUGAAGUGAAGUCUGAAGAACCUUUGUCUUUGGCGUCCCAUGUCGAAAACGAGAAGGCUGCAGAGAAAUCUACUGCUGCAUUGCUGGGAAACGCAUCUGCUUCUCCAUCAGGGAUCAAAGAUGAAGAGUUACCUGGCCCUUCUGAUGAGCUUGCAGAAGCAUUGAAGGGCACAGCCAAAACGGGGGAGAGAAGACCAGGCCCUGCCAAGACAGAAGAAGCAGGCCCUGCUAAGACAGAGGAAGGAGCAGAGAUAGCUCCGGCCAUCUGUGAGUCACUGGCUCUGGACUUGACAGAAGCUCCCGUGGCGGAGCUGCCAAAGGGAGGCCUACAAUCAAGCACCACGCCGGUGUCUCCAGGAACAGAUCAGACUGAUGCAUCAAAAAAGCUCCCUGAAGUGUCUGUCCCUGAGGUGGGGGUGAAGAUAGAAACAGAGCCUGAGAAUCCCUCAUCCACAGUGGAAGGCCACAUGGAGGUGGAACCUGAGCCUGCUGAGCCUCAGACUACAGAAGUGGCAAAGGAAGAGCCUGAACUACGGGCAGACAAGUCUGAGGCAGCCUCAGAGAAGCAGCCUGAAGUGGUGACAUCAAAUAGUGACUCAACCCAGGUAGAGAAACUUGAAAAGAAGGCAGAAGAUGUCAGUCCUGAGCGGAGUUUGCCCAAGUCGCAGCCAAGCAAGGAACUGGGACAAGCCCCGCCUGACGAAUCCAGUAAAGCCAGUGUGCCUGCCACAGAUUCAUCGCCCAGUGCAGAAGCAAAUUAUGCUAGUAAAACCAUCUUAAAGGCUUUGAUGUCUGUUCCAAACGUAUCGAAGAAAAGAACUGCGACACGGAAGAAGGAGGAGCAGAAGCCCACCCCGAAGACAGGAACCCGGGGCGGCACCGUUGCCGAGAAGAAACCUGUGCCCAAAGAAGCGAGUCAGCAAAGGCCAACGAGCAGCAAGUCAAAUUUGGCAGCGAGCAAAUCUAAACCGCGGCUGAGUUCUUUUGUUGUUAAGGUAGGCAGUGGGAAGAGUUCGUCGCAGCAAGACAAGGACUCCCAAGUAGAAACAAAAGGUAGCUCAAAGCAGACUCAAGAGCAAGAAACUAGAUCAUCCACCGGGAAGCGUGACGGCAGCAAAGAAAAGGCGCCUGCUGGGAGAAAUACCAGAAGUUCCAACAUCUGCACAAGCCCAAAAGAGGAAGAUGAACUUUUCCCGUUUAACUUGGAUGAGUUUGUCACUGUGGAUGAAGUUACAGAUGAAGUGGACUCUCCCCCUCAGCCAAGGAGGAACCCUCCAAGGAGUAGGAGAAAGGACGCUUCCUGCGAGCCUAGCUCCAAGAGAAGGAAGGGCAAGACCUCUGUUGCUCAUGAAGAUGCCGAGAGGGAGCUUUCCUUCGUAACAUUAGACGAGAUCAGAGAAGAUGAAGGUGGCAUGACCCAAGCGGCAGAACAUUUGGAAGCCAUCCCAGAUCCCCAGGGGUUGGUCACAGUUGAUGAACUGAACGAUGAGGAAGAGUUCAUUUCCGAGGUGGCCCGGGAUCCACAGUCACUUGUUACUUUGGAUGAGAUCUCUGAGCAAGAAGACCCUGCCUCUACAAAAGAAGCCGGCAGUGAACCAGACCUUAAAGCGGAGCCCUUGGUAACAGUCGAUGAGAUUGGAGAAGUAGAGGAGUUAUCGCUGGAUGAGCCUUUGCCGUUUAAGACUGAGAGCUUCAGUGAGAGGCGAGAAGAGAAGCGGGUCCUUGAAGAUCCUGGAGAUCUCCUUUCUUCCCAGAUGCCAGAAGAUCCAAGCACUUUAGUCACAGUGGAUGAGAUCCAUGAGGAUGGAGAUGAUCAGCCUCUAGUGACUUUGGAUGAAGUAACGGAAGAAGACGAUGACUUCUUGCCAGACUUUAGUCAUCUGGACGGAGAGCUUAACUUUGUUACUGUAGAUGAAGUUGGUAGUGAGGAUGAAGAAGAAGAAAAAGAAGAAGAUGGAGAAGAAGAGGAAAGAGAAGAAGAAAAAGUUGCUGUUAAAAGUACAGAUAAGGAAGAAUUGGUUGCCACAACAGUCCCAGAAGAAGAAGCUGCAUCUACAGUUGUUGCACCAGUGGAGGAUUUACUGCCAGCUGCCAAGCAUGAAGAAACAGUAAUUCUUGAUGAUGCCUCACCAGGAGAGAAAGCAUGUCCUGGGCAGGAUCUCCCUGAAGAAAAUAAGGCGGCUGAGGUGGAGGCUUCUGAAAAGGAGAAUGAUGCUGCAGAAAUGGACAAGCAAGAAACUACCUUAGUAGAAGGUGAGAAGGAUGAAGAAGGGGAAGAUUUGGAGCAAACCAUCAAGGAAGAGACUGAAGCAGAAGCACACUGGGAUCACCCUUUGGCAGAAUCAACCUCGAAUCUGUCAGGCAACAAAGGAAGUGAUGCAGAGGAUAUUCAGCAACCUUCUGAGUCGGAGAGCCGUGAAGAGGACAUGGAGGGUAAAACAGUAGGAAUGGAUGUUGAGCAAUGUUCAGAAUCUGUUCUUCAUGAGGAGCAAACGGGGGAUAUGGUGACGCCUCCUCCAGCCCUGGAGGUUUCUGCUGAAGACAGCCAGACUUCGCUUGGUGAGGAUCCAAAGGCCAGAUCAGAACAAGAGGGCCAGGACCCAGACAGCAAAGAGGAGAACUGCGGAAAGACAACACCCUCACAGUCUUCUAAGAAGCACGAGAAAGAAUUGGCUGGGUCAGAAUGCAAAGCACAGGAGCCUGAACAGAAAGAGGUAGAUUCUUCAGAGAAAUCAAAGACCCCGCAUGACACGGAAGAUUUAGACUUCCUUGUCCCGAAAGCUGGCUUUUUCUGUCAGAUUUGUUCCUGCUUCUGUGUGGAUGAAGCAUCCAUGAAAACUCACUGCCAGUCUGCACUCCACCAGCAAAACAAGAAGAAGUUCAUGAGCAAGAAAGCAGAAGAGGAGAAAAAGGACAGUGAAGGCGAUGCUGCGAGGUGAUACCAAGACGCAAGUCGCCACAGAUAUUCUUUAGGGGACCAGUCAGGUCUGUGUAUUAUGUUCAGUUUCAUUUUGUCAACCUGCAGACUUUUGCGUUGUGUAAUAUACCUGUCUUAGUAUAGACAGUUAUUCAUUGUGUGCUGGUUUUUAGUAGCUGAAUGUAAUGGUCCUGGCAGUGUUUAAAUAAAUGUUCUUGCUCUGUAGCCAAAA
Molecule: messenger RNA, 7607 nt
Organism: Sphaerodactylus townsendi
Lineage: Eukaryota; Metazoa; Chordata; Lepidosauria; Squamata; Sphaerodactylidae
Gene: ZNF638
Product: zinc finger protein 638
Exons: 25
Coding region: 270-7397 (2375 amino acids)
Biological process (GO): regulation of RNA splicing
Cellular component (GO): nucleus
Molecular function (GO): zinc ion binding; mRNA binding
Source: RefSeq, a predicted model, not a curated record